AUGCUCCUGGAAGAAAAACAGCAUGUCACUUUUCUGGCUUGUACAAACGCAACAGGGGUGCAAAAAGUUAAACUUCUUGUUAUUGGAAAGGCAAAAAAUCCUCGCUCUUUUAAAAAUUUUGAUUCUCCUGUUGACUACAAUUACUCCAAGUCGUCAUGGAUGACGGCUGCCAUUUUUAAACAUUGGUUUCACCAUUCGUUUGUAUCACAGGCCAGGAAAUUUUUAAAAGAUCAAGGAUUGUCCAAUAAAGCUCUGCUGUUGAUAGACAAUGCUCCAUCUCAUCCUCCCGAAAAUGAAUUGAGAUCAGAUGAGGAGUUAAUAACUGCAAUGUUUAUGCCACCUAAUGUCACUCCACUCAUACAGCCAAUGGAUCAAAAUGGGAUACGACUUACAAAACUUUUCUACAGAAACAGUCCUUUGGCAUCAAUUGUAGCCACAGGGACUGAUGUUAUUGAAGCCCUAAAGAAAUUGACGUUAAGAGACGCUAUUGGCUAUUUAGAUUUAGCUUGGCAACGUCUUGAAAAGGAAACAAUAGCAAAAUGUUGGACGAACAUUUUAAGCUCUAUAGAAGAUGAAAAAGACUGUGAUGAAUAUAUUCCAUUAGCUACUUUGAGAGAAAGGAUUUGUUUACCAAUUAACUGCCAACAAGAACGCACAAUAGAACUGCUUCAUUCAAUUAAUCCAGAGGUUAGUUUUUCAAUUGCUGAUAUCAACGAUUGGACUGAAGAUUUUCCUAACUCAACCGAAACGAACGAGGUUUUAACUAGUGAUGAAAGUGAAAGCGAGGAUAGUAAUCUGGAAAGACCACAUACAAGAAUAGAGCCUAGUGAAGCAAUCAACAUUUUUAAUAAAGCCUUGGAAUGGGCGGAAGAUGAAAAUAUAAGCCCAACAGAUAACAGCGUACUUAAACGUCUCCGCGAAAAAGCCGUGCUCAGCAAUUUGCAAAAAACGAAAAUCCAAAAAAAAAUAACCCAUUUUUUUCAAUAAUUUCAAUGGGUAUUUUUUU
Messenger RNA from Bactrocera tryoni, 1006 nucleotides. Its product is annotated as jerky protein homolog-like. Bases 1 to 987 code for a protein of 328 amino acids. Gene Ontology annotation, molecular function: DNA binding. The transcript has 3 exons. The record is from RefSeq and is a predicted model, not a curated record. Gene Ontology annotation, cellular component: nucleus. NCBI's taxonomy places the organism in Eukaryota, Metazoa, Arthropoda, Insecta, Diptera, Tephritidae.